AAAAAAAGGAAAGCUUCAGAAGCUAAGGCCAUGGUGGACUCGGACACUGAGUCGGGAGGAGCUCAAAACAACGCUUCCAACGCAGAUCUUUCUUCCCCGAAAGAACAAGACAGGUUCUUGCCCAUCGCCAACGUCAGCAGGAUCAUGAAAAAGGCUCUGCCAGCCAACGCCAAGAUAUCCAAGGAAGCAAAAGAGACGGUGCAAGAAUGUGUGUCGGAGUUCAUCAGCUUCAUCACCGGGGAAGCUUCCGAUAAGUGCCAGAAAGAGAAGCGGAAGACCAUCAACGGCGACGAUCUGUUGUGGGCCAUGACCACGUUGGGCUUCGAGGAUUACGUCGAGCCUCUGAAGGUUUACUUGCAGAAGUUUAGGGAGAUGGAGGGAGAGAAGACCGCGGUGGCACGUGAUAAAGAUGUUCCUCUGGGCGGAGGUAUCGGUGGUGAUUCCGGUACCGGUAGCAGUAGUGGGAUGUAUGGGAUGCUGAUACACCAGCAGCAUCAGGGGCAUGUCUAUGGUUCUAGCGGCUUUCAUCAGAUGGGUAGGGGCCCAAGUUAGUUACUUCUUUGUUGACACGUGUAUGGUUACUAUUAGUUUGAUAAAAA
This is a messenger RNA of Hibiscus syriacus, 599 nucleotides long. RefSeq names its product nuclear transcription factor Y subunit B-3-like. The record is from RefSeq and is a predicted model, not a curated record. Bases 31 to 552 code for a protein of 173 amino acids. NCBI's taxonomy places the organism in Eukaryota, Viridiplantae, Streptophyta, Magnoliopsida, Malvales, Malvaceae. Gene Ontology annotation, biological process: regulation of transcription by RNA polymerase II. Gene Ontology annotation, cellular component: nucleus; CCAAT-binding factor complex. The transcript has 2 exons. Gene Ontology annotation, molecular function: protein heterodimerization activity; DNA-binding transcription activator activity, RNA polymerase II-specific; RNA polymerase II cis-regulatory region sequence-specific DNA binding.